Molecule: messenger RNA, 5566 nt
Organism: Stegostoma tigrinum
Lineage: Eukaryota; Metazoa; Chordata; Chondrichthyes; Orectolobiformes; Stegostomatidae
Product: vesicle-fusing ATPase
Exons: 21
Coding region: 110-2353 (747 amino acids)
Biological process (GO): Golgi to plasma membrane protein transport; SNARE complex disassembly; intra-Golgi vesicle-mediated transport
Cellular component (GO): Golgi stack
Molecular function (GO): ATP binding; ATP hydrolysis activity
Source: RefSeq, a predicted model, not a curated record
GUGGGGGAGGGGAAAGGCGGCGCGAGUGGUUGUGUUCGGCAGACACGUUUGAAGCAACCGGCAACCGGCAACCGGCAACCUUGCUCGGUCAGCCCAACCGACAGCCAUAAUGGCGACCCGGACUAUGCAGGCAGCACGAUGUCCAACAGACGAAUUGUCAUUGACCAAUUGUGCUGUUGUGAAUGAAAAGGAUUUCCAGACAGGCCAUCACGUGCUUGUGAAAACUAGUCCGAACCACACAUUCGUCUUCACGGUGAGAAGUCAUGCCACUGUGCUUCCGGGGAGCAUUGCCUUCAGUCUGCCACAGAGAAAAUGGGUGGGUCUGUCCAUUGGCCAGGAGGUGGAAGUAUCAUCCUAUGCCUUUGACAAAACAAAACAGUGUAUUGGAACCAUGACAAUUGAGAUUGAUUUCCUACAGAAAAAGAGCGUGGAUUCAAACCCAUAUGACACUGAUAAGAUGGCAGCGGAGUUCAUUCAGCAGUUCAACAGCCAGGCGUUUUCCACAGGCCAGCAGCUUGUGUUCAGUUUUAAUGACAAGCUUUUUGGAUUACUGGUGAAGGAUAUUGAAGCUAUGGACCCCAGCAUUCUGAAGGGAGAGCAAGCCUCUGGCAAAAGGCAGAAGAUUGAACUUGGACUGGCCAUAGCCAAUUCCCAGGUUAUAUUUGAAAAGUCUGAUAGUUCGUCUCUAACUCUUAUCGGUAAAUCUAAAACCAAACAAGGAAGACAAUCCAUCAUUAACCCAGACUGGAACUUUGAGAAAAUGGGAAUUGGUGGCCUUGACAAAGAAUUUUCUGAUAUUUUCCGCCGAGCGUUUGCUUCAAGAGUGUUCCCGGUAGAUCUUGUGGAACAGAUGGGUUGUAAACACGUGAAAGGUAUUCUGCUCUACGGCCCACCAGGAUGUGGGAAAACCUUAAUGGCCCGGCAAAUUGGGAAAAUGUUGAAUGCUCGAGAACCAAAAGUUGUGAAUGGCCCUGAAAUCCUCAACAAAUAUGUGGGUGAAUCUGAAGCAAACAUCCGUAAACUCUUUGCGGAUGCAGAGGAAGAGCAGAGGAGGCUUGGGGCAAACAGCGGCCUACACAUCAUCAUAUUUGAUGAAAUAGAUGCCAUUUGCAAGCAAAGAGGGACCAUGGCAGGUAGCACGGGUGUGCAUGACACAGUUGUCAAUCAGCUGCUUUCCAAAAUAGAUGGAGUGGAACAACUGAAUAACAUCCUUGUUAUAGGCAUGACAAACCGACCAGACUUGAUUGAUGAAGCUCUCCUUCGACCUGGCCGAUUGGAAGUCAAAAUGGAAAUUGGCUUGCCAGAUGAGAAGGGGAGGGUGCAAAUUCUGAAUAUUCAUACAGCAAGAAUGCGAGAGCACAAUCUGCUGAGUGAUGAUGUCGACGUUCUUGAACUCGCCCAAGAGACAAAGAAUUUCAGUGGUGCUGAGCUGGAGGGGCUAGUGAGAGCUGCUCAGUCAACAGCAAUGAACCGACAUAUAAAGGCAGCGACCAAAGUGGAAGUUGACAUGGAAAAAGCUGAGAAACUGCAAGUCAUGAGGGGGGACUUCUUAACAUCUCUGGAGAAUGAUAUAAAACCUGCUUUUGGCAUAAACCAGGAAGAUUAUGACAGCUACAUCAUGAAUGGAAUCAUUGUGUGGGGCGAUCCGGUCACACGGGCCCUCGAUGAUGGAGAAUUGCUUGUCCAGCAGACCAAGAAUAGUGAUCGUACCCCACUGGUCAGUGUUUUAUUGGAAGGACCUCCAAACAGUGGCAAGACUGCAUUGGCUGCAAAAAUUGCAGAGAAGUCUGGAUUCCCAUUCAUUAAGAUCUGCUCGCCUGAUAAGAUGAUUGGAUUCUCUGAAACAGCGAAAUGCCAAGCCAUUAAAAAGAUCUUUGAGGAUGCAUACAAGUCUCAACUGAGCUGUGUUGUGGUUGAUGACAUUGAGCGACUGCUAGAUUAUGUUCCAAUUGGCCCACGCUUUUCAAACCUGGUACUUCAAGCUCUGUUGGUCUUGUUGAAGAAGUCAUCUCCUCAUGGUCGUAAGUUGUUAAUCAUUGGGACCACCAGCCGUAAAGAUGUUCUCCAGGAGAUGGAGAUGAUGGACGUUUUCAGUACCAGCAUCCAUAUUCCAAACAUAAGCACAGGGCAGCAGUUAAUGGAAGCUUUAGAGCUUCUUGGCAGGUUUGAUGAUCGGGAACGAGCAAGAAUCACGCAGCAUGUGAAGGGGAAGUCUGUGUGGAUUGGUAUUAAAAAAUUGAUGAUGAUAAUUGAGAUGUCAUUGCAGAUGGGUCCUGAACAUCGCGUGAACAAGUUUCUAGCACUGCUAAAAGAAGAAGGAAGUGAUCCUCAUCGCCGGAGUAAUUGGGAUUAGAAACAGGAAUUACAGUUUUGAUGGGCAUUGUGAAUUGGUGCCAACAAAUGAAGCACUAACUUGACCAUUUAACUUGGAAAAAUGAAUCUUCAGUCUAAAAUUUAGCAUCUUGCAUGUUCCUUGCAAAGUCAAUUCUCUUACAUGUCUUAAAUUAAAAAGACAUCUGCAUUCUUGGUUUCAUUAGGCUUUAAUAUGGAAAAUUUACUAAAUUCAUUACAGGGAUAUUUUCAUUUGUCAGUAUCCAGAGCUCUUUCAGUCACCUUCCUUCUUGCCUCCCCCCAAUUCCCUCAAAUAAAAUCCAGUGUUAUACAUUAAAUUUCAUGGAUGUAGGGGCUGAGUGGCUCAGAGAUGAAGUUAAAAAUCCUAGCCAGUGUCAUUGUUUUGGAACCCUAGAAUGUGUUGGAUUAGUUCUGUCCGAAGAAUCCAAUAAUAAAUUGCUCUGUAAGAACUGAAGAUAGUGGAAAUUUUGCAGCAGGAUUUUGCACAUACUGUCACACAUGUAAAUGAAGAUUAGUUGCAUUUGGGGUAUGCUGCAACUGAGCAAGUCUUGUCUUGGCAUUACAGGGACCACUUGAACUUCAUUUGAUUGUCACUUUUGAAUUUUCUUUGGGUGACAUCUACACUUGGUGCAGGUCAGGUUUUUUGAGUUUUAUGCAUUUUAAAUACUGACGCUUGUAUGGCUUCUUGUGCUAUGCAAGUAUUUACUGAGUCUCCCGUUUAUGUGUGUCAAAAAUCUAAAUCUCUGCACCAUAUUGACUUAAAAAAAAAAAUUACAGUUGAAUCUUUCUCUUGGAUGAAUUAUUUUAAUGUACAAUAUAUAUCAAAGUCUGUGCUUGUGCUACAUAAGUUUCUUUUAUACUUUGUUGAAUUGCAGUAAGUCAGCAUUUUCUUCUGCCUCUGAGUACUGUCAGACAUGUUCCUUAUUUUCAGCUGUCUUUUUCUCUACCUAAUCCUGCUCUUCAGUGGGAUCACUGGUUUAAAAAAUUAAGUUUGUACAAAUCGUAGUCCUAGCAGAAAUGCUCAUAUUUUCUAGCCACUUACUCUUAAAGCUCCUGUGGAUAGGAGAGAAUCGUAGGAAAUUACGACUGGUAUAACCUAAGAAAUGUACUGAUCACUGUCUAAUUUUAUUUUGGGUCCCUGUGAAUUAUGGAGCUGAUGUGAUGUAAAAAUGGUUCAUGGCUCUUCUUGAUGAUCAUCUAUAAUAGUGUUACAAGAAUGUUCUCCUUACAGCAGAGAAGCCAAAUAGAUUUCAGUUAUGAAAGGUUUGGAUAGUGUAAGAGAAAGUGUUUUAAAAUGUAUGUAGGGUUAAUAAGAGCAUACAGAAAUCUGAAUGGUAAGAGACUGAAAAGUGAUAUGAGGAAAGCCAUAUUUCUGCCAGGAGUAGUUAAGAUUUGAAAGGCACGAUGUGAUGUGGGUACAGAUUAAUUAGUAGCCAGUAGGAACUGAAUAGUUGGUAAUCACUUCUUGUGCAUUUUAAGUACCUUACUUUGAGAUGUUUUUAAGCUGAAUAACUAUAUGCAUGGAUUCUGAAAUGGCCGACCAAGCUUGAAAAGGCUGUAUUCUCUAUAAAAUCCCUCAUAAAUGACACCAGGUAAACAACGAGGUAAUGUAAGAGCUUCUCCUGCAACCUGAUACCAUAGGCCGGAUGAGACUGUAAUUGGAACGAUAAAUUGCUGAUAGCUGGAAUUUUUUUGGCAAAUUAAGAUUUAACUGGGAUUAACUAUAAAGAUAUAAUAUGAAUACUGUAGAAAUGUACCUCUCCUUUUCAUCUAUUCCGAUGUGCAACAUGGAAAGUCCACUGUUUUUCUUUGUAUAUCCAAGAAUGGCCGCUGUCACACUUGGAUGAACUGAUGUCCACUCGGAAUUCAUCAGUACCAGAUAGUCAGGGAUCCAACGAACAAAUGAAGUAUGGUGAUGGAAGUGAAAAUGAAACAGUAUUCAGAAAUAACAGAUGAAAUGGUUUGUGUUAUACAUAUCCUGUGUAUUUAUAAUGGGCUAGCUUUGUUAUAUGGAAAAAGGGAGCAUUGACUGACUUGAUUGAAUCCACACUGACAUUGCUGAGAAGCAGUGUGCCAAAUGGCUUUCCUCUGUUCUGCACCGUCCAGUUCCAAAGUUCUAGCGACCCUUGCAGUGUAUCAAAGGCUACUUUUGAAACCCAGGUUUAAGGAAUAAAGGGCACUUUAACUUUGUCUGUCCUGCUUGACUUAUCAUGCACUUUUCCUCCAUUAUGAAGCACUAUCUGAUCAGCUUGUUGCUGUUAAAAUGCAUGUAGGUCUACUUAUCUUUCUGGAGCCAAACAACUUCUCCAAACAACACUAACGUGACUGUGAAAAUCUCUCGCACCAAUGUAGCCUUCCCUUUCCUCUCCUUGCACAGUCAUUGGUUUCCAACAUUAAUAGCAACCUGAUGGAGUACUGCUCUGGAGAGCAAUGAGAAUCCAGUUACUUAAAGGAAGCCAGUUACUUUAAAGACCUUUCUGAGAAGUUCAACUACCAAAGUUGCUGGGUACUUUUUCAUUUAUGUCCUUGAUCCAUGCCCAUUUAUCGUCUUAUACAGUAUCUGAGAUUAGUAGUUUUCUAAAUGCUAUAGUCUAUGUGAGUCAAUGCAGUCAAAAUUUAAGACAUCAGCGGCAGUGUGUAGGUAGUUAGAGUAUUAACAGAUGCUAGCAAAAUGCAAAAAAUUGGCAAGCACAUUCCUAGAACAUUUCUAAAAUUCUGUCUUUAAUCAAUUGAGAUUCUUCUACCUUUAAAUACCAGUUUUGGGAAGAUUAUGGAAAUAUUCAAACCAAAACCUGAAAUGCAGAUGUCUACUGAUAAAUGUUUUGGUGUCUUGUUUGGGAAUGAAACUUACCUUCAGUACUGUAUGUAUGUCUGUGCUGUUGACAAUGUGCAAGUAUUCAAGAGAAUUAAAAUUCAAGCUUUUCUGUAUUGGCUUUCCACUGGGUAGUUGAUAGCUGUGAUUUAUCUGUAUAGAAUAAUGGGCGUAACCCCAUUAUGGUCAUACCCUGAUAUUCUUUGUUUAUCUGUGCUGGCCCCAUCUCCUGAAUUGUAAUGAAUACUGUUCUGGUGUGAUGUAAAUCUUUUUACGGUGGAAGUGUCUCUUUUUGAUGUAUGUAUAUUUAAAUGAAGCUGUAAUGAUGUAGUAAUCAUGCCAAUGACAGACUUCGUUGGGUACCUUUAUGGUGUGUCAUUAAAACCAUGAGCAAAACAUUGA